Amaranthus tricolor (Joseph's coat) is the source of this 1739-nucleotide messenger RNA. RefSeq lists its product as uncharacterized. Bases 325 to 1266 code for a protein of 313 amino acids. The transcript is spliced from 2 exons. The record is from RefSeq and is a predicted model, not a curated record. NCBI's taxonomy places the organism in Eukaryota, Viridiplantae, Streptophyta, Magnoliopsida, Caryophyllales, Amaranthaceae.
UUCUCCCCCUCAUCUAAACUCAAACAAUCCUUACUCAAAUAAUUCUAAAUAUUCUCAAUUUAAUUUUGACUGCCGCCUUUUCUUUUUCUCAACUUAUCGUCAACCCAAAAAUAAAAAAUCUCAAAUACGUAAUUUUUUUAGUUCUAUUUCUUUAACCUCAAAAACUCUCCCUUUUCAUUAAUAUAUAUAAACCCAAACACUCCUCAAUUCUCCCCUCAACUGAACUCAAACCAUCCUAAAUAAAAUUCUCGGUUUAAUUCUCGCUGCCACCUUUUCUUAUCCUCAGCUUAUCCUCCACCCGAAAAUUUUUAAAAAAAACCUCAAAUGGGUACUCUUAUUGGUCAUGUAGCACCCGGGUUCGGGUUCUUCCUAAUCGGGUUUUGGCACCUUUUAAACCACCUUAAACAACUAGCCCUUAAAGGACCCAACAACUACAAGUCAUACCCAUGGUUCCCUACAAACAUCCGCCGUCUACGCCACCUUGAACUAUACCUUAUCAUGCUAGGAACAUCUUACUCCGUCGCCAUGGAGCUUUUUAUCGGGCCGGAUCGACACCAACCUUUGGACCCAGAUGGAACCAUCCCUUCCAACCAUCUUCAUAACUUUGAACAUUCUUCCAUUUCUCUUACGUUCUUUGUUUACGCCUUUUUUGGGCUUGCUUUAGAUAAGUGGGCCAGCCCGAAAAUCCCGGCCCAAUAUGAUGUUCUUCAGUUUCUUGGGGCACUUGCAUUUGGACAACAAUUAUUAAUGUUUCACCUUCAUUCAGCUGAUCAUAUGGGCGUUGAAGGACAAUAUCAUUGGCUUCUUCAACUUGUUAUCUUCGUAUCUAUGUCUACUACUAUCCUUGGUAUCGCAUACCCAGGGAGUUUUGUGAUCGCAUUCACUAGGUCUAUAAGCAUACUAUUCCAAGGAGUAUGGCUAAUGGUAAUGGGGUUUGCAUUGUGGACCCCAGGAUUGAUUUCUAAAGGAUGUUUCAUGCAUGUAGAAGAAGGUCACCAAGUUGUUAGGUGUGAUGGAAAUGAGUCCCUUCACCGAGCUAAGGCCUUGGUUAAUAUUCAAUUUAGUUGGUUCUUAAUUUUAUUGGCCGUCUUUGCCGCGUCGUUCUAUAUUUUUAUUAUGAAAAUGUAUGGUGAAAAUAAUGUUGAGUAUAGUUCUAUGGAACUGUCUCAUCAAGAGGAAGAUAUUGAAGCGCUAAAGAUUGGUGGUAAAUAUGCUGAAACGCAGAGUUUUAUUAGCAAUAAGGCUAUUGAUCAUAUGGAAAGGUGAAUUAAUUGAUUAUUUAAUUAAUUCAUUUCUUUAUUGGAGUAUAUAUAUUAAUGGGUUAAAAGAAAGAUUGAAGUUUGUAUCGAUUAAGAUUUUAUGUUUGAUUAUCAUUAUUAUAUCUCUUAAUUAUUCUUGUCAGUCAGUCUACCUUGUACUUAAAAAAAAUUGUGAAGGAAGGGAAGAAAAUCAAGAAUUAGAAUGAAUGACUUUUUGUCAUCUUAUAAUUCUUUUGGUUACCCUUUAUUGGCAUUUAGCUUUGGGGAGUUGUACUUUGUGAUCUAUUGUUUGUAUAUAUACUAGUUUUUAUGGCACAUAUUUAGGGAAAGAAAUAUAGAAAGUUUAUUAUGUUGUGUGUUACUCUUGUUUUCAAGACACAAAAGGAAUUGUGAAGUAUGUAUCAUGUGUCUUGGGUUGAUACUUGCAUUGUAAUGAAGUAAUUUACUAUGAAAAAAAAUUGCUUUUAAAGCUUUUAUUAA